Microplitis mediator is the source of this 603-nucleotide messenger RNA. RefSeq lists its product as uncharacterized. The transcript has a single exon. Bases 1 to 603 code for a protein of 200 amino acids. Lineage: Eukaryota; Metazoa; Arthropoda; Insecta; Hymenoptera; Braconidae. The record is from RefSeq and is a predicted model, not a curated record.
AUGUAUCGACAAAUUUGUGUCUAUCCUGAUCAUCACAAAUUCCAACGAAUACUUCACUAUCAUAAUAACAUUAUUAGUACCUUUGAGCUUCAACGAGUGAUAUUUGGAGUACCUGCUGCACCGUUCUUGGCAACGCAUACGGUAAAUCAACUUGCUGAUGAUAAAGUCCAUAACUUCCCAAGAGCUUCUAAAAUCUUGAAACGAGAUUUUUAUGUCGACAAUCAUUUGACUGGAACUAAUUCUCUGGCUGAAAUUUUACAAUUACGCGAUGAAAUCAUCCAACUUGUAAGAAAAGGGGGUUUUGGACUGAGACAAUGGGCAUCUCAUCAUCAACGUACUCUCGAUAAUUUUGAUGAAAAAACUCUCGACUUAGACUGUGCAAUUAAUGAUGAUCCAAUUACAAAAACUCUUGGUGUUGUCUGGAAUUCACGUACUGACAGUUUUAUUUAUACUGUCAAUCCAAUUGAUCCUUCUCGAAAAAUAACCAAGCAUCCAAUUCUAUCGGACAUUGCAAAAAUUUUUGACCCCAUCGGCCUUCUGGGUCCUGUGGUUUUAGCCGCAAAAACCAUUAUCCAAGAAUAUUGGAAAAUCAAGAUUCAUUAG